Messenger RNA from Durio zibethinus, 1640 nucleotides. Its product is annotated as protein CURLY FLAG LEAF 1-like. The record is from RefSeq and is a predicted model, not a curated record. Gene Ontology annotation, molecular function: protein binding. Lineage: Eukaryota; Viridiplantae; Streptophyta; Magnoliopsida; Malvales; Malvaceae.
UUCUAGUAGGCAUCUCUCAAAACACAAACACACCCUCUCUUCCGCUUACUUAUUUUAUGGUCUCCAUUUUUUUCCCUUCAAAAUCCCACCUCUCCGAAUCUCUCUCUUUCCUUUAUCUUUUUUCCCUGGUUUGAAUUUUUCUUCGUUUCUUUAUUUUUGUUGGGAUUUUGCGAUUAGUAAUGACAGCACCAAACAUGUCAACGAUCACAGAAUCUUUAGAGAGGUCUUUACAAAACUGUUCUUUGAACCAUGAAAGAAGAAGAAGCAGCAGCAGCAACAGCAGUGGAGGUGACGCUGAAGAAGGAAUAAUACGGUGGUCUUUGACUUCAGAUGAUAACAACCUUCCACACGCCGUUUCUGACACUAGCUUGGAGCUCAACUCCCAUCUCUGUCUUCCUUACCAUUGGGAACAAUGCCUUGAUCUAAAGACAGGAGAGAUUUACUAUAUAAACUGGAGGAACGGAAUGAAAGCAAGGGAGGAUCCAAGGACAGCAGCUGAGUACAGCGGAGAUUUCUACUCAGAGGAAGGGGGAGAGGAAGAAGAAGACGAGGUUGAUAGCUCGUAUGACAGUGAAGAGUCAUCGUCAGAGUCAUCUCCUUCGAGAGAGAGAGCUCGUUACAACAACAACAACAACAGCAACCACCAUCGGGUAGAGAAAGACAAAGACAAUGUCUUGGUUGUGGCUGGUUGCAAGAGCUGUCUUAUGUAUUUCAUGGUCCCCAAGCAAGUUGAAGAUUGCCCCAAAUGUAAUGGUCAACUUCUUCACUUUGAUCGAUCCGAAGGUAGCUCUUCAUGAACCAGAUUUGUCUUUUCUUUCCUCUCUCUCUCUCCCCCCCCCUUUUUUUUUUUUUCUCUCUUUUCCAGUUUUCUCAAUUAGCUUUUCCUUUUCAAUUUAUUUUAUUUUCUUUUUUUGUUUUUGGUCUUGAAAGAUUUUGAGUAUGAAUGGUGACAUAUUAGACAAAUGCAUUAUUUGCUCUUUUCUCUUAUUCUCCCUUUGUUUUUUGCGUUUGUUUUGGGCGCCAUUUAAGUCCCAGCCAGAGAUGAGUCGUAUGCUGCCCGUGGCUGUGGCUAGGUCAAUGGUAAAAAAAGGAAUAAUAUUGGUGAUGAUUGCGACGUGUUGCUUUUAUUCUUCUUUAUUUUGAUUUUUAUAUUUCCUAGACAUUCUUUAUUUUAAAUACACUCCUGUCCAAACUAGCUAUUGCCUCUGUAUUUCAUAAUCGUAUUAGCCCAGCACAUCACUGCAUGGAAUUUAUGACAGAUGUGCAACCAUUCUUUUCUGCUUUCCCCUCCAAUUCUCCUCCUUUUGAUCAUGUUAUUUUUGAAAAGUGCAAUCAAUCAACUGCUUAAGUCCAGGUUCAUUGUCUCUUUUAGAAUUCCAUUACUAAUAUUUUCUAAGUUUAAUGUAACUUAGAGGGAAAAUUUUGGUUAUCUAUUGACUCUGCUAAUCAUUUUGGGUUAUUUAACUAUGCGCCACACAUAUCUAUCAAUCUCAUCUUAAAUCAAAUCAACUGAAUCAACUUUGAUGCAGGUAUCAAUUCACGAUAGUUCAUUAUCAUUUUCAUCAAUGUUUAUCCUUUGCCAUAAGUUACUAUUGUAACAAGAAGUUUUUCUUCUUGUUUCUCUUUAAAGUCGAUCCCAC